Messenger RNA from Oncorhynchus gorbuscha (pink salmon), 712 nucleotides. Its product is annotated as membrane-associated guanylate kinase, WW and PDZ domain-containing protein 3-like. Lineage: Eukaryota; Metazoa; Chordata; Actinopteri; Salmoniformes; Salmonidae. The coding region runs from base 3 to 665 and encodes 220 amino acids. Gene Ontology annotation, cellular component: cytoplasm. Gene Ontology annotation, molecular function: protein binding. Gene Ontology annotation, biological process: signal transduction. The record is from RefSeq and is a predicted model, not a curated record. The transcript has 6 exons.
CCAUGCUGUCCCACAGGUUUGUGACAGUACGUGGGGGCAGCCCUGCGGCCCGGUCAGGUCAGAUCCAGCCGGGUGACCAGCUAGAGGCAGUGGAGGGGCGGUCCGUUGUCACCCUGCCUCACAGAGACCUGGCACAGAUACUGAGACGUGCUGGAAACACACUUAGACUCACCAUCAUACCAAGACUUAACCCCAACUCCUCUAGUAUGUCAGAAGGCCCAGAGUUAGACGCUGGUGGCAGGACAAGGAAAGGCCACAGAGGGAGGCCCAAGGUGAGGCUUCAGCAGGACCAGCGAUACUAUAGCGUAGACCUAGAGAGAGGUCCUACAGGUUUUGGCUUCAGUUUGCGGGGGGGCAGUGAGUACAACAUGGGCCUGUAUGUCCUGGGACUGAUGGAGGGAGGACCUGCCUCACGCAGCCACAAGAUACAGGUGAGUGACCAGCUGGUGGAGAUAAAUGGUGACAGUACAACAGGAAUGACCCACAGCCAGGCCGUAGAGCAGAUAAGAAGAGGAGGACAUCGUAUACACCUGGUACUGAAGAAAGGAAACGGCUACGUCCCAGACUAUGUGGAGCUCUCCAGCCUGUCUCUGUGUAUGACCAACUCUAAGCAGGGAGAGCCUUGUUUCUAUGUCAUCGGCAGAACAGAGAAUACGCGACCAUGAUCCCAGAGCAGUCUCCCCCUCCUCCUAUCUCUACCCAGAGGUGCCGG